AGAUGUGUCUUUUUAUCCUAAUCAAAACUAUAUUAUAGUAUGUAGUUGGAUGAGAAAACAAAAGAGACAAUUAAAUUAUAAACAGAAAUCUCAGCUGGUUCCUUCAUUUUUUGUAUUCUAUCUGCACACACCACAAACACAAUUGACGAGUGAAUAUGUCUGACAACGAUGACCAUGCAGAGCUCACAGACAAUGAAUCCUCUGCAAAGAUGAAGCGUAGGCUCAGGGAUAGGUCCAAGGAGGUGUUGUCCAAACAAGCCGUUAAGAUCGCCAAACGUGCAGAAGAACAUGAGAGUUUCAUCAACAAGGUGACUCAUCUUUUGGGGGUUCUUGGCUUUGGUGGGUUUUGCUUCCUCUUAGGGGCAAGACCCCAAGACAUUCCCUUUGUAUAUUGUUUGUUCUAUGUCACCUUUGUUCCCCUUCGUUGGAUAUACUACAGGUUCAAGAAAUGGCAUUACUAUCUCCUGGACUUUUGCUAUUAUGCCAAUACAAUCUUCUUGAUUUACCUUCUUUUUUAUCCAAGGAAUGAAAAGCUCUUUUUGGUUUGCUUCUCAUUUGCUGAGGGGCCAUUAGCAUGGGCUUUGAUUAUUUGGCGCUGCAGCUUGGUUUUCAGUUCUGUUGAUAAAAUUGUUAGUGUUCUUAUCCAUCUUUUACCUGGAUUGGUUUUCUUUACCAUCCGAUGGUGGAAUCCUGCAACCUUAGAAGCCAUGCGACCGGAGGGAACUGCAGAAAGAGCUAUGUGGCCUUAUGUUGAAGAUAAAUCCUAUCUCUGGACAUGGCUGUUUCUGGUUCCUUUAGUAGUUUACACUCUCUGGCAGGUCCUGUACUUCCUCAUCGUCAAUGUCCUCCGUCGACAACGGUUUCUAAGAGAUCCUGAAGUCAUGACUUCCUACAGGGAACUCUCGAAAAAAGCUCAGAAAGCAAACAAUAUAUGGUGGCGCUCAAGUGGCCUGCUUGGGGAUCAAAAUCGUUUCCUGAUGUACAUUGUGUUUCAAGGCAUGUUUACUGUGGCAACCACAGCCCUAACUGUUCCCAUUUUCUUAUCAUAUGAAUUGUCUGUAGUUUUCCAAAUACUGAAGAUUUCUGCAUCAGCAUGGAAUGGGGGAAGCUUUGUGUUAGAUGUAAUGCCAAAGCAGGUGAUUCUCAAGGAGAAAAAGAAAUCAGAGGUCAUCCAGCAUGCGCAAAUUCAAAAACAACCAUCAUAGAAACAACUUAGAGGAUGUAGUUUUACACUUCUACUUAGGACCAUGACCAUGAAGUUUAAAAUGUGUAUGUAGUUGAAUGUACUAAUGCAUAUUCUGUGUGCAUUUUUGUCCCUUUUCCAUUCCAUGUUUAUUAAUUCAAAUGGAUAUUCCCGCUAUGCGUGAGGUCCAAGGCUGAAUCCAGUUUGUAAGAUGUUGAUGCCACGCUCAAACUUGUGAUCACAAAAGGACAUGGCAUUAACAUUACCAUUGCACCGAGGCUCACCUUCAAUUCAAAUGGACUCAAAUGGAUUACUGUGUAAACAUAUAUUUAAUGAUGUGACGAUAUUUAAUUGAAUGACUAUGUAAAACUAGUUUACACUUACGGUACAUAUA
This is a messenger RNA of Lotus japonicus, 1577 nucleotides long. Its product is annotated as glycerophosphocholine acyltransferase 1-like. The coding region runs from base 156 to 1205 and encodes 349 amino acids. NCBI's taxonomy places the organism in Eukaryota, Viridiplantae, Streptophyta, Magnoliopsida, Fabales, Fabaceae. The transcript has 8 exons. Gene Ontology annotation, biological process: phosphatidylcholine biosynthetic process. The record is from RefSeq and is a predicted model, not a curated record.